AUGUCAAAAGUUCUUGUUUUACGCACCAACGUUGAGAGUUUUGAUGAUGUUUUAUCGAAACUGAAAAAUUUGAAUCAGAAGUCUGGACCAUUUGACUGCGCAUUGGUUCUCGGUAAACUUCUUGAGUCCACAAAAGAUGCCGAAACCCGGCAUUUAGACCUUCCCACAUUUUUCACCAACAGCACUAAACUCUUGAUGGAGAAGAGCGGGUCGAAUCCUAUGGGUCCAAACUUCACGCUACUUAACGGCCACGGCUUAUUCCAAAUGUCUCACGGUUUGAAAAUAGGCUACUUAAGCGGAGAUAGGGUAUAUUUGGCCAAAAAUAGGGACCAAAUACGAACUAGCUUCGAAGAUAUGAAUGUAGAAGGUUUAGAUGUUCUGAUCACAGAAGAUUGUAGCAAAGCGCUUAUCACAGAAGGGAGUUUCGGGUCUGAAAACGACUCUCUCGUGGAUGACAUUCUGAAGAUAACAAAACCAAAAUAUCACUUCGCGACGCAAGCUCAAGAUGCGUUCCUCGAAUCUGCUCCAUUUAAAUGGGGAAACUCUGAACUGAUAACAAGGUGUCUAAACAUUGCUGAAUUUAACUCAGGAGCCAAAUGGGCAUACGCUUUUAAUGUCAAUGAUGCUGCAACAGAAAGUCAAGCAUUGCAAAAAUCCCUUGGGCCCAAUCCAUACGAAGUAAAAGAAUCCAGGAAGCGCGGCUUGGACGUUGAAACCUUACAGGAAAGUACUGUCACAAAAAAACCCAAGCAAAUUCUCCCGGAAGAUUGCAGAUUUUGUUUUAGUAACCCUUCGAUUGAAGAUCAUCUAAUUAUUCACAUCGGCGAAUACGCAUACCUGACUAUAGCCAAGGGCCCACUUACCAUACCCACCAACAAUAUGGAUUUUUCUGGACAUUGUCUGCUGAUACCAAUCAAGCAUACGCCAAAGCUGAAGGCAGCAGAUAUCUCGUCCGACAACAUCUUUGAAGCUCCAUUUUAUCAAGAAAUUCAAAGAUUUGAAGCGGGCAUCGUGCGUAUGAACGAAGCUGAAUUUGCAAUGUCGACCGUAGCAUUUGAAAUAAAUUCAGAGAACUCCAUUCAUUAUCACAGGCAACUGUUUCCUGUUGCUGGUCAUCUAGUUGCCAAGUUCGAGUCUGCGCUUGAAAGACAGGUUCACUUCAACAACACAAAAUACAGCAAUAAUGCAAACUUGAACUUUUUGGAAUUCAGUGGAACAGAUAACGAAGAGUAUAGAGCUUUGAUAAAUGAUAGCAAGCUCAAUUACCUGCAGUUCACGGUCUACGAAGCCAAAAGCUUACCGCCGAAAGUGUACGUCGCAACUUUCAAGCCGGAGGAAAGAAUUGAUCUACAAUUUGGAAGACGAGUCGUUGCAUUUGUUCUACGACUUCCAAAGAGAGCCAAAUGGGAUUCUCAAGUUUGCAGACAAACUAUUGAGCAAGAAAAGAGGGAGGUGAGUCAAUUCCAACUGCAUUUCAAAAGUUACGAAAGUGACCCUUGA
Molecule: messenger RNA, 1500 nt
Organism: Lachancea nothofagi CBS 11611
Lineage: Eukaryota; Fungi; Ascomycota; Saccharomycetes; Saccharomycetales; Saccharomycetaceae
Source: the annotation of a GenBank genome assembly